This is a messenger RNA of Stereum hirsutum FP-91666 SS1, 3063 nucleotides long. Its product is annotated as cation/H+ exchanger. Lineage: Eukaryota; Fungi; Basidiomycota; Agaricomycetes; Russulales; Stereaceae. The coding region runs from base 163 to 2895 and encodes 910 amino acids. The transcript is spliced from 11 exons. The record is from RefSeq and is a predicted model, not a curated record. Gene Ontology annotation, molecular function: antiporter activity. Gene Ontology annotation, biological process: proton transmembrane transport. Gene Ontology annotation, cellular component: membrane.
AUAAGACAAAACAUGGUGUCAGACCCUGAUUUAGCUUCGCUCCUCUUUCUACUGAGCGCUGACUGUGAGACGUCCUCUCCUGCCUCUUCCCCUGAAAGCUUGACGACCGGACAGUCUUGCACGACGUUUUAGUUUACGACAGCUACAGCUUAGACGAUCAACAUGGGCCAUUUAUCUGCUCGAGUGCAAGCAAUUGCGCUUUCGUUUACUCGGAGAGAUGCUCCCGAACAGGCCGGGAUUUUUGCAGGAUUAAAUCCUGCUGCGUAUAAUACCACAGAUCCCUUUCCACUAUGGGUAAUACAGACUGUGAUAAUCAUUGGCAUGACCCAACUACUGGCCCUGUUCCUUUCGCGUAUUCGCCAACCCCGAGUGAUUGCUGAGGUCAUAGGAGGCGUUCUUCUUGGUCCCACUGUUAUGGGUCGCAUUCCCAACUUCACCAACACCAUCUUCCCGAAAGACUCCCUCACCAUGCUCACACUCACAAGCACCAUCGGUCUUGUCAUGUUUCUCUUUCUCGUCGGUAUCGAGAUCGACAUGUCUGUCGUCAAGCGGAAUGCUAAGGCGUCUGCGGCGAUAUCGGCCGCUGGCCUCAUCAUUCCCCUUGGAUUGGGCGCCGCCAUCGCUAUUCCGAUCUAUCACGAAUUCACCGACCCUAGUGUCAAUUACGGGUACUUCAUCCUCUUUGUGGCCGUCGCUGUAGGCAUUACGGUAUUCCCAGUUCUGUGUAGGAUUCUCACAGAGACCAAGCUCCUGGACACAACCGUGGGCGUUCUUGUCCUCUCUGCGGGUGUCGGCAACGACGUUGUCGGAUGGAUCCUACUCGCCCUCACCGUUGCCUUAGUCAAUGCAUCCACUGGUCUCGUCGCCCUGUAUGUUCUCCUCACAGGUGUCGGAUUCGCUCUCUUCCUCCUUCUCCCUGUCAAGUGGGCAUACGUCUGGCUUGCUAGGUGGACAGGAAGCUUGGAGACCGGUCAGCCCACGACCAUGAUGACGACCAUUACCCUUGUCAUUGUGGCCAUUUCUGCCUUCUUCACCGAUGUCAUUGGGAUACAUCCUAUAUUUGGUGGAUUCCUAGCCGGUUUGAUCAUCCCCAAGGAGAACGGUUAUGCGAUCUCAUUGGUGGAACGAUUUGAAGAUUUUGUUGGACUACUUCUCCUCCCGCAGUAUUUUGCCCUCUCUGGGCUGAAGACGGAUUUGGGACUUCUGGAUAACGGCAUCACUUGGGGCUAUACUAUUCUUCUCUGCGUCGUCGCAUUCUUCGCCAAGUUCUUGUCAUGCUCUCUGUCCGCGAAAGCAUUCGGCUUCAACCUUCGCGAAUCGGGCGCCGUAGGCACCUUGAUGGCUUGUAAAGGCCUCGUCGAACUUAUCGUCCUCAACGUCGGUUUAUCGGCGAAUAUUCUUAACACAAGAGUCUUCUCCAUGUUCGUGUUGCACGCCCUGGUGCUUACGUUCGUCACCACACCGUUGACACUCUGGAUUUACCCAAUGAGUGCUCGUGGGCUUGCGGUGACUGUUCCUGCCGCCGGCGAUGGGCUGAAAGACGAAGAGGCCAGGAAGAACGCAUCAGAAGAGGCUUUCAAGACGAAAUUCUCCGUUGUUCUCGACAAGCUCGAGCAGCUUUCAUCCGUAAUGACCUUCGCACAGCUUCUCCAGCGGCCCACUACAUCUGCCAUGACCUCUACCGAGAGCCUGUCUUCCGGUGAUGACAAGUCUUCCACCCAAAUCACACCAGCAGUCCCCACCCUCAGCCACUCGAACCUGUCGCGGUCAAGAAAGAUUUCACUCGACGCGCUUCGUCUCGUAGAACUCACCGAAAGAACCUCCGCCCUUCUCAAGUCUCAAGCUAGCGAAAGUAUGCUUCAGCAGGAUCCCGUCCUCUCCAUCUUCCGGACCUUUGCCCGGCUCAAUCGUUUCUCAGAGUCUGGCUCCCUUUCUGUGGUCAGCCAUGACGAAUACGCGAUGAACAUUGCUGAGCACGCCCGUGAGCAUGGAUCCCAGAUGGUUAUCAUCCCAUGGGCGCCGUCUUCUUCGACAACUGCCACCGUGGCCGAGGAUUCAGAACCAGGACCCAGCGUGAAUGCGCCUUAUAACCCCUUCGACAUGAUGUUUAACAGGCAAACUUCAUCGGUGCGCGAUAGAGAUCAAACCACGUCGUCCAUCUACACCGGCUUCGUGCGGAAAGUCUUUGCAAGCAGCCCUACGGACGUCGCGCUGUUUGUGGACCGUGGUAUUUGUGCUGUUGACGAUGGCGCGGAUGCGGACAUCGUACCGCAUGUAUUCUUGCCAUUUUUUGGAGGCCCUGAUGAUCGUCUGGCGCUCACAUUCCUUGUUCAACUGUGUGUCAAUGAGAGUUUGAGGGCUACGGUCGUGAGGUUGAGGAAAACGGAAGGUGAUGAUGAUAGUUCAAUCGCUUCGGUUAAGAAGGCGGAGCAUUCCACUUAUCUUGGAAAUUCGAUUGCCCUCCCGGACACGAUUUACGGCAGGCACGACACGACCACCAAGCUGCAAUCCGACACCGCCGACAACAUCCUCUGGUCUCGCUUGACCUCCCCCACCGCCGCACACAACCCAGAAGUGACCUCCUCCCUCACCCGUAUCUCUCUCUCCGAAGAAUCCACGCCCCGUCCGCUCCACCGCGCCGUCGAGAUCGCCGCCGCCGGAGAAUUUUACACCACCGUGAGCGGCAGGCGGAAUCGCAACGUCGUCGUUAUGCUCGGUCGUUCGAGACGUAUGGCGGUCGAGUCACAUGAGGCGGAGCUGAGGCAGAUUGUGAGUCAGGGAGGGAAUGCGAUUGGGUCGGAGGCGAGGAAGGCGUUGGGGGAUGUGGCUGCUGCGUUUGUUAUGGCGCGGACGAACGCGAGUCUGUUGGUGGUGCAGGCUUGUCAUCAGGCCUGAGUACUCGAUAUCGCUAUUGUUGAGUGCGUAUAUAGUAAUUAGUGAUAACCAGUCCUUUUUGAUUUUUCUUCUUUACGAGACGGGGUGCGCACUGCAAGCCUACGCUUUUUGUAUGAUACGAAUGUUUGCUUUAUGUUGACUUGAUAUAACGAUCUCUCUAUAUCCAAA